AGGACUCGGGCGAAAAAAAAAAGAAAAAGAUUUGUUUGGUGUCCAGCAGCUAACCUCCGUCGUUUUGCAUGAUCGUGUGAUAUUGGACCAUUUUUCAGGCGGCGAGCAAUAGCAAAGAUAUAACACAGCACAACAAUGGAUGACCCGGAGCUGGAAGCGAUCCGCCAGCAGCGGAUGCAGCAAAUGCAGGGCGGCAAUCCGGACCAGCAGAAGGCGAUGCAGGAACAGCGGCAGGCGCAGGAGGAGAUGAAGAACGCGAUGCUGGUGCAGCUGCUCGAUCAGGACGCACGGGCACGGCUGAACACGCUCAAGCUCAGCAAACCGGAGAAGGCCCAGAUGGUGGAGGGCAUGAUCAUCCGCAUGGCACAGACGCGCCAGAUCGGCGACAAGCUGGACGACGCCAGCCUGGUGAAGCUGCUCGAGAGCCUCAACCAGCAGAUGCCGCGCAGCAACUCAACCGUCAAGUUCGACCGAAGGCGGGCGGCACUGGACUCGGACGAUGACGAUGACGAUUACGGCAUUUAAGGUGGAGCUGGAUUCUGGUUUCCUUCGUACAGCGUCCAGUCCGUUGCACGCUUUGCCUUCUAAACCGCUCUAAACCCGCACGGCGCAGAGGCGGAAGCAGUCAGACCUCACAGAUAUUAUCUAUUAUCUCCCUUUUCCCCUCCCGCCGUGUCAUCAAGCAUCUCCACACCGAAUAAACGCAAUAACGGCAAUACGCUUUUUGGGUAAAAAUUAA
This is a messenger RNA of Anopheles merus, 739 nucleotides long. RefSeq names its product programmed cell death protein 5 (gene PDCD-5). The coding region runs from base 136 to 525 and encodes 129 amino acids. Gene Ontology annotation, cellular component: cytosol; nucleus. The transcript has 2 exons. Gene Ontology annotation, molecular function: DNA binding. The record is from RefSeq and is a predicted model, not a curated record. Lineage: Eukaryota; Metazoa; Arthropoda; Insecta; Diptera; Culicidae.